AAACCAGCUGAGCCAUUCAUUCGACAAAACCACAUGAUUCGGCAAAGCUCGCUCUACAGUUUGCGAUCGCGCCUUAAUCUCUCCAAAACUUGAUUCGUCGUCGUCUUCCUCUCUUUUCUUUUUCUUUUAACCUCACGUCACAGAUUCUCGGUCCGUUUCUUGGGCCGAACAAGAUUCAAUUUUUGGGCUCGAGCCCGGGACAUCAUCGUCGUCGGAGGGCUCUUGGCCAUCGUCGGCGCGCUCGGUCAACGAGAAUUGGGGGGAAUUCGAGGUAACAACUGCACCCAACGAGACGAAAAUAGCCGCUACUUUUCUUGGCUGCGACGACCGAGGAUCGACUUCUUUUUUCUUCUGAUGAAUUUUCCUUUUAAUUUUCGAUCCGAAAGCGACAGUAUUCUUGCAAUUCUGACUCCCACUUCUCGCUUCGGCAUACGUUAUUCGUAGCGUAGGUAUCUGUUAUUAAUAAAGAAGAAACAAAAUCCCAUCUUUCGGUGUCAUCGUUUUCUUGAUUUGGGUCUUGACAGUAACAUGGUGUUGCUCAGUAGCUCGAGCACAGUUUGGAUCCGCCACAUUCUCGCUUGCAUGGGUGGCUGCUUUGGAUGCUAUUCUAAGCCCACACCAAUCAUAGCUGUGGAUGAACCGACCAAGGGGCUUCGAAUUCAAGGGCAGACUGUGAUGAAGCCCAGCUUUUCCGAUGAUUUCUGGAGCAGUAGCACUUUUGAUGUGGAUAAUGGCGCUUUUCAAUCUCAGAGAAGCCUGUCGUCUAUCAGCACGUUGACUAUUAAUCAGAGCAACGACUCCGAGUUUGUAAAUCACGGCCUUAUACUAUGGAAUGAGAGCAGGCUGCAAUGGAUUGGAAAUGGGAGUUCCAGGGAUCAAACUAAACAGAAGCGUGGGCGUACAUUGAGUUGGAAUACCACUUAUGAAAGCGUACUCGCUAGGAGAACUCCUUUCGCCAGGCCCGUCCCUUUAUCAGAAAUGAUAGAAUUUCUGGUUGAAGCCUGGGAGCAGGAGGGGAUGUAUGACUAAGGAAGUAUGUCCUGAGAAGUUCCCCAUGUGUAUCCUGCAUUGAUUCGUGAUCUUACUCUGCCUCUUUAAUGUUAACCGAGAGGUAUUUGUAUAGAGCUGAGAAUAUCAAUGAAACACAAGAAACAGCCAAUGAUGUGAAGAAAGGUCUGUAUCUCAGUUCUACCACCCGCUGUGAUUCUGCCCUGGUCCGCGUGAACUUAUGUGUUCUCUGUGCAGCACGCCGAUCAUGUUCUGUUGUAUAUCUGAUCUUAUAUGUACAGAUUAAGCUUGUUGGUUGUUGUAUAUUAGCCUAGAUUCUU
Rhodamnia argentea is the source of this 1328-nucleotide messenger RNA. RefSeq lists its product as uncharacterized. The record is from RefSeq and is a predicted model, not a curated record. Lineage: Eukaryota; Viridiplantae; Streptophyta; Magnoliopsida; Myrtales; Myrtaceae. The transcript has 5 exons. The coding region runs from base 529 to 1029 and encodes 166 amino acids.